Messenger RNA from Homalodisca vitripennis (glassy-winged sharpshooter), 3286 nucleotides. RefSeq names its product sperm flagellar protein 2-like. The record is from RefSeq and is a predicted model, not a curated record. Gene Ontology annotation, molecular function: protein binding. NCBI's taxonomy places the organism in Eukaryota, Metazoa, Arthropoda, Insecta, Hemiptera, Cicadellidae.
UUACUUUUUGAACAUGAUUGGAAUCAUCCAAGACUGGCUUUUGAGUCAGUUAGCUAUAAAUUUCAACAUAAACUCUAUAGCAAGUAAUAAUAUAUUUCAAGAUGGACGUGUUUUUGCCGACAUUUUGCAGAAAUAUGGGCUGCUUGACCACAACUUUAACCUUAAUAUAAUCCCAAAUAAAGAUCCAGAUCAGUGCAAAGUUAAUCUUAAACUGCUGAAACCUAUUUUUGAUCUAUUGGGAGUUAACUACAAUGAGACUGUAAUAAGAGAUAUUGUUGAAAAUAAUUCCUCAGUCAUAUUAAAACUUCUUUAUGAACUGUAUGUUUGUCUUGAAAACAAACAACACUUGUACUUUAUAAAACAACAAAACUAUGGCAGAGUAAACAAAAAUCUUAUUCAAUGUUUGGAAGAAAAAGAGAUUUCUGCAAAUAUUGUUAAGUUAGAACAUAAGUCUGAGCUAAACUGUUUUGAAAAACCAUUGAUACAAAAUAGAGACAUUAUUAACUGGUAUAAAAUGAAAUAUCAAGUGAUAAAAAAAGGGAUUGAUGAAAAAUUGCAGAAGGUAAAGGAGGGACUUUGUCUAGAAGAAAUAAAUAUUUUUAAAUACAAUGAAAAACCAAGAUUGUGUCCAUGUGCUUGUGAUACAAAAGAGGAAAACUGUUUUCUUCCUGAAUUGGACACAUUUGUUAAAUAUGAUAAUGAGGACACUCUCCUAAGCUACGAUCAGUUUAUAGCGUUAUUUAAGAAAAAGUUACAGCAUGAUGAAUCAAAGAAAAGUAUUCAGAAUAACAUUCAGAAUGACUUACUGUCUGAGACAUGGAACAAAAUAAUGGCAAAAGAAAAAGAACUAUAUAAUUCAGUAUUCUCUGAAAUACUACUUAAACAAUCUCAGUAUGAAAAACAGUUAGUAAGUAAAUUAAUUCAAACCCAGUCUCAAAUAAAAAUACAAAAUGAAAAUAAUGUUCUAGUUCAAAAGAAUCUUCAAAAUGAGCAGGAAAAUCAGUUAGCUUGUGAUUUCAAAUUCAAAGAAGAUUUUGAGGCUCUUAAGAACAUGUAUAAAAAUGAACAAAAAAGAGUGUUAGAAUUGCAUAAAAAACUUUACAAAGAAAAGAAAAAUCUUAUUAAGCAAAGAAAUUUUUCACUGUGCUGUGAUAUAGUUGAUGCGUUAGUAGAUUUAGCCAUUAAUACAUCUGAAUAUAAUUCAAAUUAUGGAGUAUCUGUACCUAAAAGUUUAUGGAAUGACUGGAUGCAUUUAUUUAUUCAGUCACAGCCCAUUCAUACCCCUUUUCAAUUAAUGGAAAAUGACAUAAUUGAUGGUAAAAUCAUAAAUUACGAUGAUGUCAUUAAUUUUGAAAGAGAACUUGACGGUGUUCUUAAUGAAAAUGAUGUUGAUGAAUACUUGUUUACAUAUGGACGUUGGUUUUAUGAAGAUGUUGGAUUUGAACACGAAAUACUUAAUGCAAACUGUCUAGCUUUCAUUGUUUAUCGUCUACUGUCCUUAAAGUAUCCUCUCCCACCAUCUCCUUUGCCUGCUGAUCUGCCACCUUUUAAAUUAGCUGGAGUUUUAAUUGAUGUUUAUAAUGCAGACUGCAUUGAUAAACUUAGAACUUUACUCUCAAAACCACGUGUUCAUGUAUUUGAUACUGAAAUUGCAAUAAAACGAUGUAUUGACAUUUUUCUAAAGGAAUCUGCCCCUCCAGUAGAAGAAAAGAUCAAAGGAAAAGGACAUAAAUCUGCAAAAAAAGCAAAGGGCGAUAAAAAAGGAAAAAAAGAAACAAAGUUGCCAACAGAAGAUAAUACAUUAAAACUUAACAAUCUAACUGACAAAGAAACACAAACAUCCGUCAUCAAAGAAGAAGAGGACAAAGAGCCAAUCAGAACCACAAUGGGGAUAAUUGGUGAAAAAAUAUCAUAUCAAUUAAAAAGUGGGUUAUCGAUUGAUGAUGAUUUACUGACCUCUGUUAUUAUUGAAUAUCUGAAAACUCUUGAAGAUUGGGAAGGGUGGCUUCUACUUAAUUAUCCACUGACUAUAAAUCAAGCAUUCACUAUAGAACUUGCUCUCACUGGGAAGUAUCUGCCCAUUAAUGAUUAUGCUACUGAGAAAAAUGAAGAAGUACAAGAAAGUCAAGAUCAGUUUGUUGAACAAAGAAAAUCUAAGUUACUUUCUUGUCCAAUAAGUGACAAGGACUCAGCACUUUUUAAAACAUAUUUCUCUUUUUUUAUAAAAGCAAAAGAAAGUGACAAAGUGUCAGAAAUACAAUUGUUUACUCCCAAGGACAGCUCAUUAUCACUCGAUGGAAACAAUUUCGAAAGAAAUGAUGAUAUGCAAAAUGAUCUGGAAUUGGAAGUUUUACCAACAAACAUUUUAGAAAUGUUGUAUAAGGACCAAGAAAUUUAUAAAGAGUUUAUUUAUGAUUCUUUUGAUAUAACAACUAUAAAGAAACUGGCGAGAAUGAUACUUAACGACGAUGGUAUCGAAGCUACUAAUUCAAUUGAUUUGUUUGGAGAGGAAUUUCUGAAUAAAUUGACAAAAGGUAAACAAAAAGAUCAGAAGAGAAAGAAAUCUUUACCAAGCAAGAAACAAAAAUUAGGAAACAAUGACAAGAAAAAGGGUAGAAAAAGUAAAAAUAUCAGUGAGCCGUUAGAAACAAAUGUUGAAGAUAUUACUAAAACUAAUGAAGAAGUUACCAAUUUGGAAAAUAUUGAUAUAAAAACUGAGACCACAACUGAAUUUGAUUUGCAGUCAAAAGCCAUAAAUCCUGGAGAACAAGACUGGCAAUACAUUUCACUACCCAUUAACAAUCAAAUAGCAGUGUUGCUUGCGACAGAGUGGGAAAAUAUUGAAAAUUGCUAUAUAAACAAUUUGUUAGACAUUUUUUUUGAAAACCGUAUGAUUAGUUUACGUCUUGUUCCAUAUUCAACUUAUGUCCAAGAGGAAGUGAAAACAGUUAUGAACAAAGAUGACUUAAAACAAAAUGUGGUAGAUGUUUUUCAAAACUAUUAUAACAAUAUAGAAAGACAUUUGCGUGAACUACCUGAUGUGAAAAACCAACUGCAUUGUAAGGUACUUGAAAUGCAACAAAACCUCUGGCAACUAGCUGAUGACAAGAAAGAAGAGACAGAGAGUAAAAGACAGGAAGUGAUAUUUCAAAACUGGUUAGUUACUCAGUUGUGCAUGUUAAUAAAUAACUACUUAUCCUUUGUUCAAACAGAACUAACCAGAUCAAUAGAGACUAUGAAACUAAUUAAUGACUAUUAUCUUAGCAUGCUUAAUAGAGAUCUCCCA